UCUCUCUCUCUCUCUCUCUCUUGUAUAAACUUCUUCUUCUGUAAUUAACAAUUACAAUGUGGCUCCAUUUGUGGCAUCUAGCCGGCGUUCUCUAUCUUCUCGCCGGCGUCGGCGCUGAGGAUCCUUACCGGUUCUUCACUUGGAACGUGACCUACGGCGACAUCUAUCCCCUCGGCGUUCGCCAGCAGGGCAUUUUGAUAAACGGACAGUUUCCCGGUCCAGACAUUUACUCCGUCACCAACGAGAACCUCAUCAUCAACAUCUACAACAGCUUGCCCGAACCAUUCCUCCUCUCCUGGAAUGGAGUUCAACAGAGGAGAAAUUCGUACCAAGACGGAGUGUUUGGAACCACGUGCCCCAUUCCUCCCGGCAAGAACUUCACCUAUCAUUUGCAGGUGAAGGAUCAAAUCGGCAGCUUCUACUACUUUCCGUCUCUCGCUUUCCACAAAGCGGCCGGCGGGUUCGGCGGAAUUCGGAUUCUCAGCCGGCCGCUCAUUCCCGUUCCGUUCCCUGAACCAGCUGCAGAUUACACUCUUCUCAUCGGAGAUUGGUAUAAAGCGGAUCACGCGAAACUGAAGGCCAUUUUGGACAGGGGCCAUAGGCUUCCUUUCCCUGAUGGCAUUCUAGUCAAUGGCCGUGGACCAAAUGCUGCAUAUUUCACAGUUGAACCAGGGAAAACUUACAGGCUGAGAAUAUCCAAUGUGGGGCUGCAAAACAGUCUCAAUUUUCGGAUUCAAGGGCAUGAGAUGAAGUUGGUUGAAGUUGAAGGGGUUCACACUGUGCAAACCAUGCUUUCCUCCCUCGACAUUCAUGUCGGUCAAUCCUACUCUGUUUUAGUUACAGCCGAUCAGUCUCCUCAAAACUACUACAUUGCAGUUUCCUCUCGUUUCACCAGCCGGGUGCUUAACACCACUGCGAUUCUUCACUAUAGCAACUCUGCCAAGCCGGCAUCUGGCCUCCCACCGGCUGCUCCCACAACUGUCGACUGGUCGCUAAACCAGGCUCGUUCCAUCAGGACUAAUCUUACUGCAAGUGGACCGAGGCCUAAUCCACAGGGAUCCUAUCAUUAUGGCCUUAUUAAUGUCACCAGAACCAUCAGGCUAGCUAAUUCGGCAGCUCCUGUCAAUGGCAAGCAGAGAUAUGGAGUUAACAGUGUGUCCUUCAUCCCGGCUGACACUCCCCUUAAGCUUGCAGACUACUUCAAGAUUGAAGGAGUUUUUCGCGUUGGUAGCAUACCCGACAGCCCAACUGGUGCAAAAAUGCACCUUGACACGUCUGUAAUGGGCGCUGACUAUAGGGCUUUUGUGGAGGUGGUGUUUGAGAACAAGGAAAAUAUCAUCCAGAGUUGGCAUCUUGAUGGGUAUUCCUUCUUCGUGGUGGGAAUGGAUGGAGGCCGGUGGAGCCCUGCUAGCCGGAAGCAGUAUAAUCUGAUAGAUACGGUAUCGCGCUCCACCACGCAGGUGUACCCUAAGUCAUGGACUGCUGUGUACAUAGCACUUGACAAUGUCGGAAUGUGGAACUUAAGAAGCGAGUUUUGGGCGCGUCAGUAUCUUGGACAGCAGUUUUAUCUUCGCGUUUACACGACAUCUCAGUCAGUCCGAGAUGAGUACCCCCUUCCAAAUAAUGCCCUUCUCUGUGGUAGAGCAGAGGGUAGAACCCCAUGACCAAUUCAAUGAGACCUUAUAAAGAGCGUGGAGAUACCAAAUUUUACAGUUUAGCAUGCAUGACACGAAUUUGUGUAGUCGGAGGUUGAAUCUGAUUAUUGUUGUUUGGCAUUUGUUGUACUGGCAGUGAAUAAAAGCAGCACUUGUUACUUCCCCAACAUA
Molecule: messenger RNA, 1826 nt
Organism: Diospyros lotus (date-plum)
Lineage: Eukaryota; Viridiplantae; Streptophyta; Magnoliopsida; Ericales; Ebenaceae
Product: L-ascorbate oxidase homolog
Exons: 8
Coding region: 57-1664 (535 amino acids)
Molecular function (GO): oxidoreductase activity; copper ion binding
Source: RefSeq, a predicted model, not a curated record